This is a messenger RNA of Lathyrus oleraceus (garden pea), 515 nucleotides long. RefSeq lists its product as uncharacterized. Bases 34 to 510 code for a protein of 158 amino acids. The record is from RefSeq and is a predicted model, not a curated record. The transcript is spliced from 2 exons. Lineage: Eukaryota; Viridiplantae; Streptophyta; Magnoliopsida; Fabales; Fabaceae.
UUCAACAAUACUGGAUGCUUCAACUUACUAUGCAUGGGAUUUGUUCUUACAACGCAUGUAAAUUACGUUGGUGGACGUAUCACGGAUUCAUCUACCUAUGAGGGAGACAUAUUUAAAAUGACAUUAUCUAUUACUCAGGAUCUUGAAACAAAAAAUUGGUGGCUAAAUAUGCAAGAUGAAAUGCUUGGUUAUUUUCCAGCAUCAUUAUUCUCCGACUUGAACUAUGCCGGUGAAGUAGGAUGGGGUGGCAGAACAUCAACUUCUCUUAGCAGUCCUAGUCCUCCAAUGGGUUCUGGAGUGUUUCCUGAUAACGUAUAUAAUCAUGCAAGUUAUUUUACACAUGUUUCAUUUCAAAUUAACUCUACAGAAAGGCUUGAGCCUGAAACUUAUACGGUAAAAACAUUCAAUGACAAACCUGAUUGUUUUUUUGCUGAAUACUAUGGAUUUCUAGAUGAAGAGUUUAGAUAUUCUCUUCAAUUUGGAGGACCGGGGGGCAAUUGUGGUGAUUAAUUCAU